UUGCCACUGAGCAUGGCGUGGUGAGGUUACCAUGGGAACGGGUGGCCGUGCCUGAUUUUGUGGAUGUACCACAGUGUGCUGGGAGUAGUAUGGCCUCUGUUCCUCCUUCGUAUCUUCCUUUACCACCUCCGCUUCCUCUUCCUCCACCUCCUCCUCAUUUUCCUGAGAAUUCUACAUCAAAUACUUCAUUUCUUCUUUCUCCUUCAAAGGAAACUGCUCCAGAACAGUGUCCUGUAACCAUUCAGAAUUCAAUUUUAACAUCUUCUUCACAUCCCUCUGCUUUCUCCGUGGAGACCAGAAUAUGUCCAGCGAAGCACGGCAUUGCUGUGUCACUCCGCCUCGUAGAUACUAGCAGUGCUUCUUCAUCCAGGCUGGUCAAAGUGAAAGAGACUGAAUCAGAGCCAAAGCCUAUAGGCUGGGUGUCCCCAAACACAUGGGACAGCCGUGUUACUGGGACAGAUCCGAAUACAGAAUCAAAAACAAGCACUGUCUCAGGUACAUGCACCCCUGCAAGCACUUGUAAAAACACAAAUACAUGCAAGAGUGCAGAUAAGGGUGUGAUUGUUCUUGAAAAUAUAGCACAAGAUAAACAUAAAGACACAACUCUACAAGAUAUGAACAGAAGUGAGCCAGCAGGCCAAGCUUCUACAGAAGGGGAAUAUAUUGAUGUUCUGCAGGCAACUAAGCUUUUUGGCAGAGCUCAGUCAGCAGGAGAGGAACAACAGGAUUCAGAGGUGCAGAUGCAACCACACACACAAAUCGAAGCACAAAUGCAAAGAUAUCCACACAGACAAGCACAAAUGCAACCACGUGCACAAAUGGAGUCAUAUAUGCAAAUACAAAGACAGCCAAAGACACAGAUAUCACCUCAAGCACAUGCACAUGUGCAAUUACCUACAAAACCACAAACGCACAAUCAUUCUAGAUCAGAGGCUGCUAUAUCAUUAAGGCCUAACAUGUCUGGGGAAACUGGACCCUCAUCCACUCUCCACCAUUCCCAACCCCAUCAGCCUCACCCUGGCUCCUUUGAACCCUCUCAAUGUGUCCGCACUGUCUGCUUCUCAGAGAAACCCUGUACCCCGUGUAUGAGGAGGAGACAAGGCGGACAGGUUUCCAGAGCUCAGGAGCUGAGGUGUCGCUACAGGGAAUCCUACCAGGCUGCAAUACAAAACCCUGUCGCCUUUGGACAGGAGAGAGAGAGCGGGAAUAUGUUAGCUGUGGUGGAGGAGGAUGGGGAUUUCUCACAGUGUGAUGACAGACAGAGGCCACCAGAGACUGAAACAGUGGAUCCAUGGUGUAAUGCCCAAGGAAUGUGGUGUGAUCCUGGGAUGCAAAACCAGUCCCCUUGCUCUGUCAGUGGAGCCAUCUAUAAGGAGUCAGGAGACAAGAACACUGUUCCAUAUUGGAAACCAGGAGAUACAAACACUGCCCCAUGUAUGGAUUACAGAGGCACAAAUUUUUCAAAAUUUGGUGGACAGCUGGAGCAGACAACUGAAAGGACCACUGUGCCAUUCAGGGAACCAAGGGAUGUUCUCUCUGCCAAACCUUAUGGCAAUUUACAAAAUGUGAAUGGAACAAACUUAUCAGCAGGAACAAGGAUAAACACUAGAACUUUGUCAAGCUCAAAUGAUCCUAAAGAGGCAGAUGUGACCUCCACUAGACAUCAUGGAUCACCAUUUAAUUCCAGUGAAAUUCAAGCGAUGAACACGAGCACCCUCAAGCCUCGUCAAAGGCUGCAAAACAGAACCGAUUCCAUGGGAGGGAGUCCAAACUUUUCUAAAUGUCUUACAGCACCACUGAACAGACGAGAAUCACUGUUAGAUGGAAGAUGUUCCUCCCUCUCCACAGCAGUGGUGGACACCUCAGAGAAGUGCGAGGUGGUCAUUGUUGAAGGUCAAAAUGUCAGGAGAAGAGAAAAUGCUGGCUCCUGUGCAGAGAUUCCCCAGCUACAUGUGGUCAAGUGUAAAAAAAGCACAGCCUUUGGACUGGUUUCACCCAAGAUCAACAGGAGGAAGAUGGUCAUUCCAGAUGGUGUUCAGCCUGUCAGUGGAUCCAUAACCAGUAGAAAUGGUCUUCAGAUGGAGAACAUGUCACAGAUAGUUCUACCUCCAGCAGCAGAGACACAGAAGAAACCCCAGCCUUCCUCUGCUCGUCCUAGACCUGACCACCUCCCCCUGGGAUCCCCGGACCCCAGAGCCCACCCCCUCUAUUUAGGAGUAGCAUCUCUCACAGGCGGCAGAGACAGGACAGGAAGGGCAAUAGUUGAGCUCUAUGGAGACCACCAGGGAUGGAGAUCAAAUGUAACAAGUCAGGAGCUCUUUCAUAUGCUGCUCUACUUCCACUCUAUCAUCAGGAGAGAGAUCAGAGAAGCUGGGAUUACUCUCAUUUUUGAUGCGAGGAAGACAAAUCCUCAACCACAGCUUUAUAAAGCCUUGAUGACACUUCAGGAGCAGACCCCUCAGGUGGUGAACAGUUUGGUGAUACUGGUGGACAAAGAGAGUAGCCUCCGGCCAGAGAGGUGUCCCGGCAUCCAGCAGACUGAAGUGGUGACAUCGAUGAAAGCUUUGUUCAAGCUGGUGGAGGUGAAUCACCUGAGCUCCCGCCUGGAUGGGACUCUGUCUCACAGCUACUGUGACUGGAUGGAGCUGCAUCAGAAACUCUUCCCAUUUGUAUCUGAUCUUCAUGAGGCGUCGAGUCUGCUGCUGAGAGCCAUCAGUACAUUAGAGGAGCCCCGGAGGACAGACACUGCACAGACUGUGCAGCAAUGUAUGAUGGACCAGAGGACUCUGAUGAGCGAUGUACUGGAGGACAGCCGAUUGGUCAGCCUGCAGAGGGAGGGUGGGGCCAUCCUGGCUAGGCUGAGGAAGGAGAGUGACCUCAAAUACCCCCACUGCGAGGACCUCAGUGAUGCAGUGGACUCGGUGACCAGCCUUUACAACCAUGUGGAAGAGCAGGCUCACGUCCUCGUGCACAGGUCCAACAUAUCUCUGGAGCACCUGGAGUAUCUGCUGCAACUCAGAGAGAUGGAGGGACACUUCACACAGAUGCAACAGUGGUUUAAUGCAGAGGGAGAGCGCCACCUGCUGGAAGCUGAAUCAGUCGACGACUCUGGAGACAGAAUGGAGCAGAUUCUCAACAGCUUCACUGGUUUCCUUAUUGAAGCUAAUGACCGUAGACACCAUGCCAUGUCGUUAGCAUCAGACGCAGAGCGGCUCCAGCAGAGUGGGAUGUCCUAUCCAGAGACGGAGGCGUUCAGGACUCUAGUCUGCACCUUCAAAGCAGGCCUGGAGGACUUCCUGUGCAGGGCAGAGGCGUGCGGCAGGGAGCUGCAGAUCAUGGUCAACGUGUGUGAUUUUUGUGAGCAGGCUACAGCUCUGGCCAGUGAAUGCAUUGAGUACCUGGAAGAGAGUCAAUCCAGAAUCCACACAAUUCAAGACCAUGAUCAAAGUGCAACAUCUAUCAAUCAAACAAACAGUCAGCCAGUACAACACCAAAACCAAGAUCCAGGACCAAGCAGUAUCUCCCUUUGCUCUGGCACAACCACCACCAGUGUGUUCCAGCCAGGCAAUGACAGCUUCAUUCUCCAGACUUUCCAAGACAAGUUCCUCCAGUUCAGCCCAGAGAGAUUCCAGGAGAUGAAGGCCCAGGCCAGCGCCCUGCAGGGCUCCAGGGGUAUGCGGGUCUGGAACGUAGCCUGGCUGAGAUGCCAGGAGGCCCGGCAGCAGCUUCAGGAGAGGAUACAGGAAAUAGAUGAGGUCUCCCGCCAACAACCACAUUCUAGCAGCUGGUGUGAACGUCACUAUGUUGAUGUGAUGAGCACUAAUGUUCAGACAGCGUCACCCGGUGGUCAGAGUCUGGUGGUACAAUCGACUCCUGGGCCACGGCACCCGCAGUGGGAGGGCAUCGUGUCAGGGGCAGUGGAUUUAGGGAAGAGAAAGCCGAUGCUGGGCAACAACAGCACUAACUCAACAACUAUGGCCUCUAUCAGCGUCAAACCUGAGGAUCACAGUGAUGCCGGGACCAGCCAGGGGUCAAAGGUCACUCCACAGUCACCUCACAGGUCAUCAAAGAGAACAGAAAGAGAGACGAGGAGGAGACAAACGAGCAGAGCGAGGAGUGAGAGAGAUGCCGCUGCUCUGUCUCAGUCCCACACUGUUGGCUGCCAGUGGUUUCCAUGGGGACGAGGUCUUGGAGCGAGGUCGGUGAGCCAAGACUCGUGCGCCACAGGAGUAGCGACAGUGGGGUCGUCCACUCCUCCAGAGCAGCGUGUUCGAUCCCCGUCAUCCUGCUCCCACCAUGGUCAGCCAUCUUGUCGGAUCCUCCAGGAGGCUCAGAAGUUUCAGAUCUCCCGCCAUGGCAGCUUCUGCUCAGAGGACUCUUGUAUGAGCGACCGGGGCGCCGCUGGGGGUAAUGGGACUUUAUCCUGCAAACACUCCAGCCUGCCUAUUGGGAGAUAUGAAGGGGCAUUUAGUUUGGCAAGUCCAAAGGAGAGUGCCAGCAAUGCCCUGUAUUUGUCUCUUUGUGUUUCCAGGAGGCUGCAGCGUGUCCUGGAGGAGCUGGUGUUCACAGAGAGGGAGUACGUCCGCUCGCUGGGCUACAUCCUCACCCACUACCUCCCUCUGCUGGACACACCAGACAUCCCCCAGGACCUCAGGGGCAAGCGAGGCGUCAUUUUUGGUAACCUGGAGAAGCUCUACGACUUCCACAGCCACUACUUUCUACCAGAGCUGGAGGCCUGCCAAAGGGAGCCCGCCAUGGUGGCCCGCUGCUUUCUCAGACAUAGCGAGAGUUUUGGCCUUUAUGCUCUGUACAGCAAGAACAAACCUCAGUCAGACGCCCUGAUCCUACACCGUCGCCAUGACAUCUUCAAGAAAAAGCAGCAGGAGCUCGGGGACAUGAUGGACCUUUCAUCGUAUCUGCUGAGGCCCAUCCAGAGGAUCAGCAAGUACAGCCUCCUGCUGCAGGACAUGCUGGCUCUGGCUGGCUCAUACAGGCCAAAAGACAUGAUCCAGGAUCCACUGCACACAUCUAAUGUGUGCGCACAAACUGUAUGUGGCCCCAGUGUGUAUGUGCCUGAUCUGACUAGCAGCGAGAGGGAACGGGAGAGGGCUGAGAUCCAGGCUGCUGCAGAGCUGGUUCGGUUUCAGAUGCGGCACGGUAAUGAUUUGCUCACCAUGGAUGCCAUCCAGGACUGUGAUGUGAAUUUGAAAGAGCAGGGCCAGCUGAUUCGCCAGGACGAGUUCACAGUUUUCUUUAGAAAGAAGAAAUGUGUCCGCCGCAUCUUUCUCUUUGAAGAUCUCAUCCUCUUCAGCAAGACCAAGAGGACAGAAAUUGGAAACGAUGUUUAUGUCUACAAGCAGUCAUUCAAGACGAGCGACAUUGGGAUGACCCAUAACUCUGGUGUGAGUGGUCUGUGUUUUGAGAUCUGGUUCCGCAGGAGGAAGAGUGAGGACACCUACACUCUGAAGGCCUCCAGCAUGGAGCUGAAGAAAGCGUGGACCACCGACCUGGAGAGGAUUCUGUGGGAUCAGGCCACUCACAGUAGAGAGCUGCGUAUGCAGGAGAGGGUGUUCAUGGGAAUGGGCCGCAAACCUUUCAUGGACAUUCAGCCCAGUGAUGCUGCCAUCUGUGACCGAGCCAUCAGCUGUGCCUUGCCUGGGAGAAUCCCUGUGGCGUGUUGUUCACACAGAGGCUUAGAAUAUACACGACCACACUCUAUUGGUUCUGGCAGCACCACCUCCACCACCCUCAGCCAAUCAUCUUCCUCCUCGGGCCGGGGCUCACUGCCUCCUGCUGGUUAUCCUGGGAACCAGUCACAGGGAGUGGAGACCAGUCCUGCUGUCUGCUCCUCCCCUGAGGCUGUCACUGACAAUGAACUCAACAACCAUCACCUUCAUCAGCAUCAUCUUCACCAUGACUGUGAACGCUGGAAAACAAUCCAUCACCCUCUGAUUGACAGCUCUGAAUCAUCUGGAGAAUGCAUCAACCCUUUCAGCAGCUCAGACCAUAGCUGUCUGUCUGCCCUUGGUGGAGAGGUAGUGGACGACUCCUCUUCGUUCAAAUCCCAGAGUUCAAAGCCCUGCCCGCCACUUCGUCGGACCCCCAGCUUGAGGAGAAACGGCUCACCAGUGGUUACCAGAAAGAAACUAGGUGUUGCCCCCAAACCUCCACAUCAGGCUGAUGCUCAGGGUGAUGAAAUUAUAAUCGGAAAAUCAACAGAAGUUUGACCCUGGAUUCUCUGGAGGAGAUUAUCGUUGCACUGAAGCUGUUCAGUCCUGUCGGAGGUCUUCUGGUAAUCCUGCAGACGGAGGAGUGAAAAAAGUUACUUUUUGCAGCUACACAGUCACAAGGCUCUGUGUGCACCUCAGUCAGAGACUGCUACAUGGAAAGAUGGAUCAGUGAUAUGGGGGACAGAUUCGUCAUGGCCCAGACCACCAACAGUUCAAAAUGCAUGGAAAUGAACUUAUGUACAAAACACACAAAAAACUUUAAGAAAAAAAAAGAAUCUGUUUUUCUGAUUGUUUUCAGUAAACUAUAUGUGUUUUCAUAUGGGGAACUCUGUUUCCUGUCAAGUUCACCUACAUAUUGUGAGUGACUAAAUGACUAUAUUGUUUAUUGGCGUAUAGUAUGUUUAUUUAUAUAGAAAUUUAGUAAUGAGCAGCAUGUGUUUGUGCCACUCCACAACAACACAGGAUCAUGAGGUCUGGGGAUAUAUUUUUGGGGAUUCUCUGUGCUGUGCAAUACAGUUACUGAUAUGCAGGGAUCAAUGUUGUAUUUCAUCUUGUCGUGGAAACAAACAGCUUGUUUAGAACAAACACAAAGGUCCAGAAUCUGAAUUUGUGGGAGACCACAUCAGUCCAGAGAUGGAAGUAAAGUGUCUCUUUUUGUGUCUCAUGCUAGCAGGCAAAGCUUGAGAAGUGAUAAUGUAUCAUCAUCCUCUUGACAGCUGGAUUACAUUGUAUUGGUUACAAAAUAACAAGGAAAACUUAACGGAGUCCAGGAUGAAGUUCAAAUAUCUCCAGCAGGCAUCCACUGGCCAUAAGCCCAGGACUAGCAGAAGACCAUGACUUAAUGUUGAUGACCAUAAAUGGAAACAAACAUGUACAUGUGUACAGAUACAGAAAUUUGAUAGUGUAGUGAUUAAUAUAUAGUCAUUCAUAGAUAAAAGUAUUUUUAUUUCUCCUACCUUUUAAUGUGUUUUUGUUUAUUUCUUUCUGGCCAAUUUUUUUUUUUUUUACCUCUGCUGCAAGAACAUUUACAUCUACAUCUUGUAUUUAAUAAUUUAUCAGAAGGGAUAGACCACUUUCUAACUGCAAAACCCAUUUACAUGUCUAAAACAGCACAUCACAUUGGGAUUUGAAGUACUCUGUAAUUAUUACAGUUAUUGCAGGGAUAAAAAAAUCUUCAGAGACUUCUAUAUAAUUAUAAUUGUGUACUAACAAACAGUAUAUGACUACAUACUAGCAGUCAAAAAACACUUAACUGUUAUUUAGGGUCCAUUAUUGUUUCCAAACUGAUCAAUGUAUCAGCUUCACCCUCAUGAAAAAGACCAUUACAUAAAAUGAAGUAUCUUAUAAUCCUUCUUAAUGUAUUUUUUUAUGUUUUCUUUACAAACAUUUGAUGAAAAGUGAUUUUUGUAAGCUCUGUGAUUUUAUGUGUGUGUGCAAAAUUUACAGUAAACAGAUUGUAAUUGGAUCUUGGAAAAACUGAGGCCAUGAUGUUGAUUUCUGUUUGUUUUCUUGUAAAGCCACUAACUUUUUACAAUAUGGCAGAUACAUGUUUUGUUUUCUAUCACUUUCUUUAUUGCUGACUUGGUUUUUCGAAUGUGGGGUCAGUGCGGUCAUUUUAUUUCUUUAUUUUUUAGAGAGAGAUGGUUUAAUUUUGUGUGUUUUCUGCUGCUGACGUUGGAAAGUGACCAGACAGAAUUUACUCCCUUAUUUCACAGAAACAGUGUUUCCACAUAAGGCGUAGACACUCAUUGCAAAACAUUUCAUUUCCAGUGUAAGCAGGUUUAGUUUAGUGAUAACACUAUUGCCCAAAGUAGAAAUUAGAGGUUCCUUAUUUUAUGUUUCAGAGUUGUUCUUCUUGCUGGGAUAUUUCAUUAAUACAUUUUGUAUUCAAAUUUUAAGAAAUUAGAAUUUCUUUUUUUGUUCAGUCUAUACUGAAUUGUUUUCUUCCUUUGAUCUUUAAACCAAAUAAGAAAAACUGCGCAAUUAGGUCACAGCUUCAUAACCUUUUCUCAAUGUCUUCUAGUAACAUUGAAAACUAAAAAUGGAAGUCUCAUCAUUCUGACCUGAGAAAAAUGUCAGAAGUUUUUACUGAAGUAAAAGUUACAUAAAAACGAAAGUUUAUGGUGUGUUCAUGUUUUGCAUUAUAAAUGAUAAUUUAUCAGUUUUUAAUUAAUUUUGAAUUAUAACAUUUUGUUUAUGUUGAAUCAUACAGUAAUAUAUGCUGCAGCUACA
This is a messenger RNA of Thunnus maccoyii (southern bluefin tuna), 8462 nucleotides long. RefSeq lists its product as uncharacterized. The record is from RefSeq and is a predicted model, not a curated record. Gene Ontology annotation, molecular function: guanyl-nucleotide exchange factor activity. The coding region runs from base 90 to 6227 and encodes 2045 amino acids. The transcript has 23 exons. NCBI's taxonomy places the organism in Eukaryota, Metazoa, Chordata, Actinopteri, Scombriformes, Scombridae.